Messenger RNA from Ectocarpus siliculosus, 1533 nucleotides. Lineage: Eukaryota; Phaeophyceae; Ectocarpales; Ectocarpaceae. The record is from the annotation of a GenBank genome assembly.
AUGUCUUCCACAUGUAGCGCCGUUCCGUCGACACAAGCACGCGGCACUCAGCACCAAGAGGAGGCGGAGGAGGUAGAGGACAGGUUGGCAUCGCCAGCGAGCCUCUGGUUGCCGCGGACGGUGGUCAAGAGACACCGAAGAAAGGCUACCAUCAUUUGGAUCAGCCUGAUCCUAGCGUUCCUUGCAUAUAUUGCAUUCAUCGUGUGGGACGCCGUCGAGUCGAGGACGGAUCCGGCGGCAAGUUUCGAGCUCAAGCUGGAGGUUUUCACGUUCCCGGAUCUGGCGGUGUGCGUCUCUCAGUACGAGGGUUGCCUCACGUACCCGCCGUCCGACUGCUUCGUAAAUGCCAGCUUCACGAUGUUCGGCCAGUAUGGCUUUAUGGAAGCCGAGCUGGAGGCAGACGAGGCAAGUCUUGCCAUCCAAGAAGCUUACCCUCACUGCAGGGUGCUGCCGACCUCAAAGCUUACGGUAAAUCAAACGGGGAUUGAAAACGGAGACAUCAACCACUUCUAUGCAAUCUUCGGGCUGCUUUGGGACGAAGACCCGCACGACGACUUCGACCCGGCUGUUGAGCUGGCGUCCACAGGAGUGUCGAUAAACACCCAGUUCGUCAACUUAUUCUUCGUGGACGUGGAUCUUGGCGUGGAGGCCAUCGGGGAGGAACUCACCGAUGCAAAACUUCCGUACGACCGCCUCUCGCCUACUACAAGCGGGUCGAUGGUGGGGACAAUGAGCCACAUGAAAUCGUGUUGGGCUACUACUGGGCAGGUGAUCGAAAUGACCCAGUUCCAGCCCAUUUCGACAUCAUCCGGCCAGAAGCAAGACCCGCAGCGAACCUUCACCCAAUCCUCGACAAGCGCAACGGUCAACUGGUACAAUCCCGACUUCGACGAGGAGCUAGCGGCUCUGCUGUUCAACAUGUUCAUCCCGAAGUUCGAGUACACGAGCAUCGAACAGGUGGACCCUGUUGAUGGCUGGGCUAUCAUCGGAGCCAUCGGUGGCGUCUGGCAGUUCGUGGUUAUAGCGUUCGGGUUAUUCUUCGUCUUCUCAGAAAAGCAGCUCCCCGACAAAAAGAUUCGCAACUUCAAGAAGAGCGUUGCCAAGCCCGCCUCCAUGGUUAACCGUCACUUGUCCAGCGCAAACUCCAGGGACCCCACAACACCGGACGUCGAGAUCGACGCGUCUAACGAAGACCUCCCCAUUGGGUGGGUUAAACGCCAGAGGAAGAACGGCACCACCUACUACUACAACCUCCUCACAGGCGACGCGCGGGAGAAUUCGCCGACCGAGGCGCAUGCUGUUGUUGCCGUUGGGGUGACCCCCGCGCCCAAGCGUCGCUCCAUUGCCCGCGCCUUCCGGAUCGGUUUGUUGACUUCUGGCGCCUGGUCUUCCGGCGCUUGCGCGUGUCGUUGGCGUUGCAAUGUACGCUUUCGGACAAUGGUGCUGGUGCUCUGGUGCUGCUCGGUUCCUGAAGGCGGCCCACAAUCCAGGAAUCUCGACGAGCUCUUCUGCCAACGGAACGAACGACGGUAG